AUGAUAUCGUAUUCUCAUAAAGACAAAGACAUAUGCCGUCGAAUUUACAAAGCUCUCAUUGCCAAUAAAUUUCGUGUAUGGAUUGAUCUUGAAGAAAUGCAUGGUGCAAUGAUGCAAGUGAUGGCUGAUGCAGUUAAGAACUCGCGUUGCAUUCUAAUAUGUAUGAGUGAGAGUUACUUUUUGAGUCCAUAUUGUCAAUCCGAAGCACAAUAUGCAUUUGAAAAACGACGUUUCUUGAUUCCACUUAGAGUGCAGUCUGGUUACAAAGCCGAUGGAUGGCUAGCUUUUUUAACAUCGUGUCGAAUAUAUGUAGAUUUUACGAAAAUGGAUUUCGAUACCGCCUAUGCCAAAGUUGCGUCAGAAAUUCUCCGAAGUCAACACAAUGGAGAAGGUUCAUCAAUGACUUUAUCGCGAUUAGCCGUGUCGAAAGCACCGACGAUGAAGUGA
Messenger RNA from Rotaria sp. Silwood2, 447 nucleotides. NCBI's taxonomy places the organism in Eukaryota, Metazoa, Rotifera, Eurotatoria, Philodinida, Philodinidae. The record is from the annotation of a GenBank genome assembly.